Molecule: messenger RNA, 246 nt
Organism: Mycena citricolor
Lineage: Eukaryota; Fungi; Basidiomycota; Agaricomycetes; Agaricales; Mycenaceae
Source: the annotation of a GenBank genome assembly
GGACAGGGCGAUUGAAUUUGGAGGACGCCAAGCUGUCUGCGUGGAACGCGUCGAUGAUCAGAUACUGCAGUUCAAGAGUUUGAAUUUGGCUGAUUGGGUCUUGGCUUGUGCGGCUCGCCGCUCGCGCACGGACUUGGCUUAUGCCACAUUUUGAAUGUCAGCUUUCUCGUCGCGCUUGCUGCAGACCUCGGUGUGUGAUCUGUUCUGUCGAGGCUUGACACCGAAAAAGAUACUGACCCUCACGCU